GAUUGGAUAAGAUACCUCCUCGACUGGGUCUUCGACGUUCUCUUGUUCGAGUAACAGUGUCAACCAGAUGUAGUGCUUGGUCUGUAUGGCUGCUUCUUCUUAAUGGUGGUGGUGUCGUACCAGAUAAGGUUUUUUCUGACAUUUCACUGACGGAUGCUUCAGACGUGUGAUGUACAAACUGUCCUAAAUCAAUAGCAGGCGGUGUCUCUGGGUCAUGAAAUUUGUUUCCUUCCAUUUUUUGAUUUUAUUAAGGGGACUAAGUAAAAAGGGAAAAAACGUCAUGAAAUAUUUGACAGGUUUCUUCUUUAUUUUACAAAAAAAAAAAAUGUUUCAGCAGCGGAGAUUGCGAAGAGAAAAAAAUUCUUUUUUUGGUCAAAGAUCGGAACAAAUCAAAAGCCAGGAAAGGAGGACAGAAAGGUUUAGACAACACAGACCCCCUUUUAUGAGCGUGCGAAAUAAAG
This is a messenger RNA of Mucor mucedo, 461 nucleotides long. RefSeq lists its product as uncharacterized. Lineage: Eukaryota; Fungi; Mucoromycota; Mucoromycetes; Mucorales; Mucoraceae. The transcript has a single exon. The record is from RefSeq and is a predicted model, not a curated record. The annotation marks the transcript as partial.